Molecule: messenger RNA, 1344 nt
Organism: Puma concolor (puma)
Lineage: Eukaryota; Metazoa; Chordata; Mammalia; Carnivora; Felidae
Gene: ACTR3B
Product: actin related protein 3B
Source: RefSeq, a predicted model, not a curated record
AUGCCCUUUAAAAAAAACCCCAAAAACACGAGAGGCCUGAUGACUGUUUUAUUGUGUUCAGAGUGUCUGCUUUUGUUUAAAUUUUGGUCAGUAGAGAGUGAUGGACAUAAAAGAAGAAAUGUUCUCAUAUCUUGGCAAGAGUACGUCCUACCCACUCUUUGUUUCCCACAGGAGCCUCCAAGGUCAGGUAUUGCCAUCAGGGAGUCGGCAAAGGUAGUUGACCAAGCCCAGAGGAGGGUGUUGAGAGGAGUCGAUGACCUGGACUUUUUCAUAGGGGACGAGGCCAUAGAUAAGCCCACGUAUGCCACAAAGUGGCCAAUAAGACAUGGAAUAAUUGAAGACUGGGAUCUAAUGGAAAGGUUCAUGGAACAAGUGAUUUUUAAAUACCUUCGAGCUGAACCUGAGGAUCAUUACUUUUUAAUGACAGAGCCUCCACUGAAUACACCAGAAAAUAGAGAAUAUCUUGCAGAAAUUAUGUUUGAAUCAUUUAACGUGCCAGGACUCUACAUUGCAGUUCAGGCGGUGCUGGCCUUGGCUGCAUCUUGGACGUCUCGGCAAGUUGGCGAACGCACGCUAACGGGGAUCGUCAUCGACAGCGGGGACGGGGUCACUCAUGCCAUCCCAGUGGCAGAAGGUUAUGUAAUUGGAAGCUGCAUCAAACACAUCCCGAUUGCAGGUAGAGAUAUCACCUAUUUCAUUCAGCAGCUGCUAAGGGAGAGGGAGGUGGGAAUCCCUCCCGAGCAGUCAUUGGAGACCGCAAAAGCCAUCAAGGAGAAAUACUGUUACAUUUGCCCGGACAUAGUCAAGGAAUUUGCCAAGUAUGACGUGGAUCCCCGGAAGUGGAUCAAGCAGUACACGGGCAUUAAUGCGAUCAACCAGAAGAAGUUCGUUAUAGACGUUGGCUACGAAAGAUUCCUGGGGCCUGAAAUUUUCUUUCACCCAGAGUUUGCCAACCCAGACUUUAUGGAGUCCAUCUCGGAUGUCGUUGAUGAAGUAAUACAGAAUUGCCCCAUCGACGUGCGCCGCCCGCUGUAUAAGAAUGUCGUUCUCUCAGGAGGCUCCACAAUGUUCAGGGACUUCGGACGUCGACUGCAGAGAGAUUUGAAACGAGUGGUUGAUGCCAGGCUGAGACUCAGCGAAGAGCUCAGCGGUGGCCGGAUCAAGCCUAAGCCCGUGGAGGUGCAGGUGAUAACGCAUCAUAUGCAGCGCUAUGCGGUGUGGUUUGGAGGCUCGAUGCUGGCCUCAACUCCCGAGUUCUUUCAGGUGUGCCACACCAAGAAGGACUACGAGGAGUAUGGCCCCAGCAUCUGCCGCCACAACCCCGUCUUCGGAGUCAUGUCCUAG